Zonotrichia leucophrys gambelii is the source of this 1323-nucleotide messenger RNA. It is a transcript of the gene CPB1, whose product is annotated as carboxypeptidase B1. Gene Ontology annotation, molecular function: zinc ion binding; metallocarboxypeptidase activity. Gene Ontology annotation, biological process: proteolysis. The record is from RefSeq and is a predicted model, not a curated record. The transcript has 11 exons. NCBI's taxonomy places the organism in Eukaryota, Metazoa, Chordata, Aves, Passeriformes, Passerellidae. The coding region runs from base 31 to 1284 and encodes 417 amino acids.
CACAAAAGAACAGAAGGCCUGUUUGAGAAAAUGUGGGCACUCUUGGUUCUCAUAGGUGCUGCAUCUGUUUCUGCUCACCUGCAGGAUCUUUCCUUUGAUGGGCAGAAGGUGUUCCGUGUGAUUCCACAGAAUGAUGAGCAGGUGGAAAUCCUCAAUUUCCUUGCCAGAAUCAUGGAGGUUGACUUUUGGCAGCCAGACUCUGUCACACUGGUAAGGCCAAAAAUGCAAGUUGAUUUCCGAGUUGAAGCUGAGAAGACUUUUAACGUUGAAGAUCUUCUGAAAGAAAGUGGAAUGGAAUAUCAGGUUCUGAUUGACAACCUGCAGGCUGCACUGGAUGCCCAGUUUGACAGCCAAGCUCGUACUUCCAGCCACAGCUAUGUGAAGUACAACAACUGGGACACGAUAGCUGAUUGGACUGCUGAUAUUGCUGCUCAGAACCCAGACCUUGUCUCUCGCAGUGUAAUAGGGAACACAUAUGAAGGACGGCCAAUGUACCUUCUCAAACUGGGAAAAAGCGGUGCAAAUAAGAAGGCCAUCUUUAUGGAUUGUGGUUUCCAUGCAAGAGAGUGGAUCAGCCCUGCUUUCUGCCAGUGGUUUGUGAAAGAGGCUGUGGAGACCUACGGAAAAGACUCUGCCAUGACCACACUCCUGGACAAGCUGGACUUCUAUGUUCUGCCUGUUGUUAACAUUGAUGGUUACGUUUACACUUGGACAAAUGACCGCAUGUGGAGAAAGACGCGCUCUAAAAAUUCCGGGACCUCUUGCAUCGGGACAGAUCCCAACAGGAAUUUUGAUGCUGGCUGGUGCACUCUUGGCGCCUCAGAUUACGCCUGUUCUUCCACUUACUGUGGCUCUGCACCUGAAUCUGAAAAGGAGACCAAGGCUUUGGCUGAUUUUAUUCGUGGACAUCUUUCUACAAUCAAGGCAUACUUGACAAUUCACUCCUAUUCCCAGCUGCUACUGUUUCCUUAUUCAUACUCUUACAAAUUGCCAUCAAAUUACCAGGAACUGAAUUCCAUAGCUAAAGCUGCUUCCAAAGAGCUGGCCAGUUUGUACAACACUGACUAUACAUAUGGUCCAGGAGCAACAACAAUCUACCCUGCUGCAGGGGGCUCUGAUGACUGGGCUUACGACCAAGGCAUCAAGUACUCUUUCACUUUCGAGCUCCGGGACACCGGGAGAUACGGUUUCCUUCUCCCUGAAUCCCAGAUAAAGCCAACCUGUGAAGAGACUCUCCUUGCUGUUAAAUAUAUUGCCAACUAUGUCCUUGAGCACUUGUAUUAGAAUGGAAUUCUAAAGAUUAUUAAAGUAGGCUUUAUGCAA